AUGACCAUCUGCAGGAAGCCAUCUGGGAAGACAGUGCCUGGAAAGGAGGGUGAGGAUACCACAGUCGAGCCCCUUCAACAUUCCAGAAGGAAUGGCUGGAGUUGGCCUCCUCACCCUUUACAGUUUGUGGCCUGGAUCACAUACCUUCUGUUUACAGUCAUUGGAUUUGGGGUCCUUGUUCCCCUGUUGCCCCGACACUGGGUGGCUGCUGGUUAUGUGUGUAUGGGUGUGCUGUUUGCAUUACACCUCGUCGUCCAUUUUUUGGCGGUAACUGUUGAUCCAGCUGAUGAGAAUGUACGUGCCAAGAACUCUCCCGGCCCACUGCCUGUGUUCGAUAGGACCAAGCAUGCCCAUGUCAUUGAAAACAUGCAUUGUUACAUCUGCGAGGUGGAUGUGGGUGCCAAAUCCAAACACUGCAGUUUAUGCAAUAAGUGUGUCAGUAAUUUUGACCAUCACUGCAAAUGGCUAAAUAACUGUGUGGGAGGCAAAAAUUACUGGCUGUUUUUUAACUGUCUUGUAUCUGCAUUUCUUGGCACCGUGUUGCUUAGUUCCAUUUCAUCUUUUGUGUUUCUUGAAUACUUUGUCGAUCCAUCUGUGUUGAGGAGUGACCAAAGUUUUGAAGGUGUGAACCUGUCAGAUGUAUGGUUUGUGUUCCUUCCAGCUAGCCCAGUGGAGACCCAGGCAUCUGUGAUUUUGGGCCUGGCAGCUCUUGUUUCAAUAAUGGGGCUCAUUACCAUUUUCCUGAUAGGACAACUGCUGUGCUUUCACAUCUACCUCUUGUGGAAUAAGCUUAGCACUUAUGAAUACAUAAUGCACCAGCGGCAGAAGCAGGAAAUGAAAUCCAAUAACAAGUGUCUAGAAGAGGGGAAGACGCCACCCACAGGCCGUGCACAAGAGGAGAGUUAUGGAGGAAGCCUCAUAUAUACAAAUCCUGAUGUACUGAUUGAGGGUCCUUCAUCGGGAUCACUGAACACUGACUCUCCAAUGUCCUUAAAUGCUGACAUUGCAGAUGGCAACCCUGACUCUGACCAUAAGCUAUCACCAGCUUUACAGCAGAAGCCAAAGAAGAAGAAGAAGAAGAAAAAGAAGAAAAGCAACAAAAUAUCUCCUGAAGAUGCAAACAAACAUGCUGGUCAUGAUGGGCCUGGCCUCUGUGUCCUUCCAGUUCAUGAGGAGAAUGAACUUCCAGUCUCACCAGCACCUCCAAGCUUGGCCAGUAAUUCCCCAAAUGUCCCAGCACGAUCUUUACCAGUUUUGGCUCCCAUCCAUCCGAUUCAGGCAGCAGGACCUCCUGCAGAAUAUCAUUCUGACUCUGCUGAGUCUAUGGAGGAAAUUCCUGUUGCACAAACUCAUCUUGGCAGCUCCUCUAUGAGUGAAAACCUCUUUCUUACUCCGAGGAGUCCCAGAGACUUCGCAAAUGAAUGUGAGCAUGGACUGAGGCAGAGCUGGCCUGUGACUGCACAGAAGUUUGAGCUUCUUCCAAAGGUUCCCACUGUUUUUGUCAGUGAGAGCAGCGGACCAUUACACAUUUUAUAAUGAAAGCAGCUUAUGGA
Staurois parvus is the source of this 1553-nucleotide messenger RNA. NCBI's taxonomy places the organism in Eukaryota, Metazoa, Chordata, Amphibia, Anura, Ranidae. The record is from the annotation of a GenBank genome assembly.